Molecule: messenger RNA, 3002 nt
Organism: Trichobilharzia regenti
Lineage: Eukaryota; Metazoa; Platyhelminthes; Trematoda; Strigeidida; Schistosomatidae
Source: the annotation of a GenBank genome assembly
ACCGAAGACCAUAAUUGGCGCCAGGUUGAGGAAUUUUGAAUGUCGGAAUCGAGCUCUACAGGUCGACGCGGUGGACUUCCAAGUGCAGCAAGUCCAGAUCAUGAGGAGGCUGCAUUUGAGGAUGAGUCAGCCGCGAUUUUGGGUGAUGACAACCUUGAUGAAGAAGAGGAGUCUGGGGAGAAUUUGUUUGGUGAUGAUAUGGAACGAGAUUACCGACCUAUCCCAGAACUUGAUGUUUAUGAAGCGGAAGGUUUGGCAGAUCCUGAUGAGGAUUUCGAAGAACUCUCUCCUAAUGCUCGAGCCGAAGCUGAGCGUUUAAUGCGUCAACGUGACCGUGAGCGCCUUCUCGCAACUGGUGGCCUCAGGCGUGAUCUUAUAGCUGAUCUUUAUGGCGCUGAAGAUGACGAGGAAAUAAUCCCUGUCCGUCGUAGACGGCUUGCUGAAAGAGCUGCAGAGGGUGCUGAAGGUGAUAUGGAACCAGAAGGUGUUUUAGAAAGCAUUGAAAAUUUGGAGGAUAUGAAGGGGAUGUCUGUGGUCGAGUGGGUUCAACAACCUGCUACUCGCCAGGAAAUCAAAAAUCGGUUUAAGGCGUUUCUCAGGACUUUUUUGGAUGAAAAUGAUCGCAACGUGUAUGCUGAGCGUAUUAUACAGAUGGCAAGAGAAAACAAACAUAGUCUCCACAUUGACUACCAGCAUUUAGCGUCAGCAGAGCAAGUCUUAGCGUAUUUUUUGCCAGAAGCUCCUCAGAAUGUUUUGGAGAUUUUUGACGAGGCUGCCCGCGAAGUCACACUAACAAGAUUUCCUCGUUACGACCGGAUUACAAAUCGUGUCCACGUGAGGAUCAACGACCUGCCUCUUAUUGAGGACCUUCGGUGUCUGCGUUAUUUUCAUCUUAACCAACUUAUCCGGACAUGUGGAGUGGUCACCAGCAGUUCUGGUGUUCUGCCUCAGUUGAGCGUGGUCCGCUACAAUUGCACAAAGUGUAGAUGCCUUUUGGGUCCUUUCGUCCAAAACCAAACUGGUUUUGAGGUCCGACCAACUACCUGCCCAGAUUGUCAGUCUGGUGGCCCAUUUGAACUAAAUAUGGAGCAGACAAUUUACAAGAAUUAUCAGCGUAUUACUCUUCAAGAAAGUCCUGGUAAAGUUCCAGCAGGUCGUCUUCCUAGGUCCAAAGACGCGAUUCUUCUUGAUGAUCUAGUGGAUAGCUGCAAACCGGGUGAUGAAAUUGAGUUAACAGGUAUAUAUACACAUAGCUAUGAUGGAUCACUUAAUACAAAGCAAGGUUUCCCAGUUUUCGCAACUGUCAUUUUAGCAAACAACGUUGUCCGGAAAGACGAUAAGGUUGCAGUUGGUACGUUAACUGACGAGGAUACUAGGGCAAUUUUGAAACUUUCACGCGAUGAACGGAUUGCUGAUCGAAUUUUUGCUAGUAUAGCGCCAAGUGUAUAUGGUCAUGAUGAUAUUAAACGCGGCAUUGCGUUAGCACUCUUCGGAGGUGAACCAAAAAAUCCUGGUGGAAAGCAUAAAGUUAGAGGUGACAUCAAUAUGCUUCUCUGUGGAGAUCCAGGAACCGCCAAAUCUCAGUUCUUGAAGUGUGUUGAACAGCUAGCACCAAGAAGUGUUUUCACAACUGGUCAAGGUGCAAGUGCAGUGGGUUUGACAGCAUAUGUUACCCGCAGUCCAAUGACUCGAGAGUGGACUUUGGAAGCUGGUGCUCUAGUACUUGCUGAUCGUGGUGUUUGUCUCAUUGAUGAGUUUGAUAAGAUGAAUGACCAAGACCGAACGUCCAUACAUGAAGCUAUGGAACAACAGAGCAUCUCAAUAAGUAAGGCUGGUAUCGUGACAAGCCUGCAAGCAAGAUGUACCGUCAUUGCAGCUGCAAAUCCUAUCGGCGGUCGUUAUGACCCAAGCAUGACAUUUUCCGAUAAUGUCGAUCUGAGUGAACCUAUUUUGAGCCGUUUUGAUGUUCUCUGUGUAGUACGAGACUCUGUAGAUCCUAUUCAAGAUGAAAUGCUUGCACGUUUUGUUGUCGGGAGUCAUAUGCGUCAUCAUCCUAACAUUACCCCAGAGGAGCGGGUUGCAUUAAAUGAUCAACUAACAGAACUCGGGGUCACUCGAACUGGUUCCUAUUCAGAUUUGCAACCGCUAGGUCAGGACUUGUUAAAGAAGUAUAUAAUUUAUGCCAAAGAUCGUAUUCAUCCGAAGUUAAAUCAAAUGGACCAGGAUAAGGUGGCUGCAGCUUAUGCCGAUUUAAGACGCGAGUCUAUGGUCACGGGCAGCUUACCAAUUACGGUUCGCCAUAUUGAAUCAGUGAUUCGUUUGUCUGAGGCACAUGCUCGUUUACAUCUCCGAGAAUUCGUUAAUGAGGAUGAUGUUAAUAUGGCUCUGCGUGUCAUGUUGGAGUCAUUUGUUUCCACUCAGAAGUUCAGUGUCAUGAAGUCUAUGCGUCAGACAUUUUCACGAUUCCUCAGUUACCGUCGGGAUAAUCAAGAGUUGCUGUUAUUCUUGCUGAAGCAGAUGGUCCAAGAUAGACUAGCUUUUGAGCGCAUUCGACAUGCUGGAAAUCAAGAGUGGCGUAUCGAGGUUACCGAAAGAGAGUUUGCCGAACGUGCGAAACAGAUAAAUAUAACCUCUGUUCGUCCAUUCCUACAGAGCGAUCUUUUUAAAGCACAUCAUUUUGUUUAUGAUGCCAAUCGAAAAGUUAUAGUGCACACAGUUUAAAUGUAGGACAUUAGGUGAACACGAACCAUAGUUCCUCGUAUUAAACAACGAAACUAUUUUUCAUACUUAUAUAUGCUUAUAUGUAUUCUUGUUUUUAUAAACCAUAUUGCAUUUUGAUCGAUCUACGCAAUCUUAUCUAUUUUGACAAUCUAGUGUUCCACAACAUCUAAUAAUUGUUGGUAAAUUCAUAGAUUUAUAAAAAAUAUACAAGUUAUUAUUUUAGUCAGUUCUUAUGCUUUGUGUUUUUUAUUUUCAUCCUGGGGACUUGGUUAGUCACCUUA